UUUGGACAUGUGAGUCGGUCUGAACAAAUUUCUUAUAGGCCUUUUAUCUCGACAACCCAUGAUCACACUGUUUCCCCCUCUUUUCUUAUUGUGAAAUAUUUUGCCAUCAAAACUCUCACCUGUAGCAUGCAAAAACGAAGAAAAAUUGCGGUUCUUGGGACUCGUUCUGUCGGCAAGUCUUCACUCGUGAAGCAGUUCGUGGAGAACGAGUUUCCCCAGUCAUAUUACCCAACGAUUGAGAAAGCCUACGUUAAGGUGGUCGUUCACAACGGGCAGGAGUAUGCUUGUGAGAUAUACGACACAGCUGGACAGGAUGAGUAUUCCCAGCUCAAUGUCCAGCACGCCAUCGGCUUCCAUGGAUAUGUCUUCGUAUAUUCCAUAACGUCUCGAGCAUCGUUCGACUUGAUACAAAUAGUAUACGAUAAGCUCCUCGACUUCAGCGGUAACACCGAAUUACCGUGCGUGAUAGUGGGCACCAAGAGUGACCUUCAUUACAAGUACGUUUUUCGUACUUGGCACUGGUUCUCACAAACAACUCAUGUAUAUUCUAGCCGUCAGGUAGACAUGUUAGACGGGAAGGCAUUAGCUGCAGCGAACAAUGCUGCAUUCACUGAGGCCAGUUCAAAAAACAACGUCAAUGUCGCCCGGGCAUUUGAACUCUGUCUAGACGAAAUCGAGAAACGCUUAGCCGUGACCCAGGGUGGGAAUGCUCCGGACCAUCGUUGCGUGACUAUGUAAAUGAGCGCUGGCGUGAUUGGUGCGAAAGCUAAGGUCAUCUCAUUAUAUCUAUUAUAUCUGUUUUAAGUAUAUCCAAAUCUGUACGUACUAGCUGUGGAGGAAAGUCCGGAUGACCUUGACUAGUUAAGAUAGUAUGUGAAAGGCAGAAGGGACCA
Messenger RNA from Desarmillaria tabescens, 893 nucleotides. RefSeq names its product small GTPase superfamily. Bases 127 to 738 code for a protein of 203 amino acids. Gene Ontology annotation, biological process: small GTPase-mediated signal transduction. Gene Ontology annotation, cellular component: plasma membrane. Gene Ontology annotation, molecular function: GTP binding; GDP binding; GTPase activity. The transcript has 4 exons. The record is from RefSeq and is a predicted model, not a curated record. Lineage: Eukaryota; Fungi; Basidiomycota; Agaricomycetes; Agaricales; Physalacriaceae.